AGUUUUCAAACUUUAACAUUUUUAAUAUAACGGAAAAAAACCGUUUCUCGAACUGGAUUUUGAAUAAUUAUAUUUCUCGAUUCCUUGACCAAAAAAAUCAAGAAAUCAAGAUUAGCACACAAAUAAUCAACGAUCAACUUGUCACUUCCAGUUCCUAAAAUCUUGUUCCUUGUGCCAUGUAACCGAUCCGGUGUUAACUUUUGUUUGUGUUGAGAUCUAUCCAUCCCUCUCGAUGUAUUUGUUCGUAUCGAAUCGAACAUUUCAAAUAGUUUCUCAAUUCAUUUCUCUCUGUCUAUUCACUUUUUGACACUCCCGCAUAUGAUUCGGAUUGUGUCCGGGAGAUUCGAUAACAGUGUUUUUGUUGAUUGCACCACCGCUGGCAGAUUUUAUUUUUCGGAUUUCUGAUUCGAAGUUGUAUGAGCCUUUUCAACUUUUGUUUCCGUCAUUCAUCUACUAUUGGAUUACUGUACUCGGUGGCAGUUGCUAUGGAAAAAGGAUUUUCAAAUUCAAAUCAAAAUUUUGAUUGGUGGGAUCGAUUUCGUCAUGAUCUACUAUCAGAUGGCAAAACUCAGCAAAAGCUAGAAAUCAUUCUGAAAAUGUGUAUAAUUGGAACUUCAUUUGUAUGUGGCACUGCUGUAAUUUGCAUGUUUCUUCUGGCAAUGCGGAAAUUAUUUAAUUAUGUUGCUGAUUCGAAAACUGUUGUAGUUAGAUGUUAUCCAUAAAUUAUUAAUAUUAUUCAA
This is a messenger RNA of Caenorhabditis elegans, 740 nucleotides long. RefSeq names its product CASP-like protein (gene K04G2.12). The transcript is spliced from 3 exons. Lineage: Eukaryota; Metazoa; Nematoda; Chromadorea; Rhabditida; Rhabditidae. The coding region runs from base 417 to 722 and encodes 101 amino acids. The record is from RefSeq and is marked reviewed.